GCAGUUGACAAAUAUGUGGAUCUUCGGGUAUGGUUCACUGAUAUGGAAAGUUGAUUUUCCUUAUGAGCAAAAAGUGAUUGGGUACAUUAAAGGUUUUCGCAGACGAUUUUGGCAAGCCAGUGAAGAUCAUCGAGGCGUGCCAGGAAAUCCUGGCCGAGUGGUUGUAUUGGUGAAGUCAGAGGAUCGUGAGGAAAAAGUAUGGGGGGUUGCAUACAGGAUACAUGCUGAUAACAUAGAUCCAGUGAGAAAGCACCUGGACUUCAGGGAGAAAGGAGGUUAUACAGCCACACCAGUGGUGUUCCAUCCUCUAGAGCCCACUAUGGAGCCAAAGGAACUAUUAGUAUUCAUGGGUGAAGCAGAUAACCCUUUCUACAUCGGUCCAGAACCUAUUAGUGAGACUGCAAAAAUUAUAUCAGUAAGCGAAGGACCAAGUGGAAAAAACACAGAAUAUUUGUUUGAACUAGCUAAGGCAUUUAGAAAAAUAAUGGCUGGAAUAGAGGAUUCAUACUUGUUCGAACUCGAAAAAGAAGUACAGAGAUUAUGUAAUGAUCAUUAAUGACAAAUGUUUCAUAGCACUACAUAGAAACUAAUGAAAUAAUAUACAGAGGCACCCCUCCUCCACGAGUUAAAUUUUUUUAAAAAUUAUUAAAAUAGUUCCCUGAGUUUGUGCACAUUUUAGUAUGUCUGUACAUUCAACAAAAGAAGACCACAGUACUCACUAUGUUAUGGUAAAGUAGUAUAUAAUAGGUCCCAUAUUAGACAAUAGGUUUCUGAAGUUAUAUAGAUCUGAACAUAAAAAUAAAGUAAACAAACUGCAAAAUAAAGUAUUCUAUCUUAUCUUGAAAGUCACACAACUAGCCAGUCUAGACAGAUUUUGUCUUUGACAAUUGUAACUUGGGUGUUUAUUACCAUGUACAUCUUUAACAGUAAAUGUGAUGAAUAAAUGACAUGAAACAGCAUUUUGAUAUUUUUUAUUUUUAUUCAAUUUAUAGUAUAUAAAUACACACAAACACACAUUUGAAGUCCAAAUGAAGCUAAAUUAAUGAUUAAACAUGAUGAAUAAAUGAUGGACAUUUAUUAAAUACCUUAUACAAUGUAAAAUAAAGAAAUGUAAUUGAAUUACCAUAUACGCUGGAUUAUUAUUUAUAGACUACCUCUGCUAUAACAAUUAUUAAUAAUAAUUAAUGUGACUUAUGUAAGUCAUAGUUUAUUUUUGAAAGCCAUGAACUAUAGCCUGAGAAGUUGAAAAUGGAUGUGGAGGCAUAUAGAGUAACACAGUAUAACAGUUUUGACAUUCAUCAAUGAUAAUAAUCCAUGCAUUAAUAUAACUUAUGGUAUCCUACUCUGAAAAAACUAGUGGCAUAAAUACCGACAAAUUUCUCUGGACCACUGAUAGCAUUCAAUAAAGAUGGUGUCAUUGAAAAGACUAGAAUAAAAA
Lingula anatina is the source of this 1438-nucleotide messenger RNA. Its product is annotated as putative glutathione-specific gamma-glutamylcyclotransferase 2. Gene Ontology annotation, biological process: glutathione catabolic process. Gene Ontology annotation, cellular component: cytoplasm. The record is from RefSeq and is a predicted model, not a curated record. Gene Ontology annotation, molecular function: glutathione specific gamma-glutamylcyclotransferase activity. Lineage: Eukaryota; Metazoa; Brachiopoda; Lingulata; Lingulida; Lingulidae.